Messenger RNA from Rhineura floridana, 1874 nucleotides. It is a transcript of the gene EDEM2, whose product is annotated as ER degradation enhancing alpha-mannosidase like protein 2. Gene Ontology annotation, biological process: carbohydrate metabolic process; endoplasmic reticulum mannose trimming; mannose trimming involved in glycoprotein ERAD pathway. Gene Ontology annotation, cellular component: endoplasmic reticulum; membrane. The transcript has 11 exons. Bases 97 to 1833 code for a protein of 578 amino acids. Gene Ontology annotation, molecular function: calcium ion binding; mannosyl-oligosaccharide 1,2-alpha-mannosidase activity. NCBI's taxonomy places the organism in Eukaryota, Metazoa, Chordata, Lepidosauria, Squamata, Rhineuridae. The record is from RefSeq and is a predicted model, not a curated record.
AUGAAGGGGGCGGACCCCGGAAACGAGGCUCUUGGAUGGCUGCGGAAGCGGAGACAGGUAGGGCGCUGGGAUGCCCUCGCUGUACGCGCCUAAUAGAUGCAGCUGUCACUCCACCCGCUGGGUUGGCUCUGGCUGCGGCUGCUGCACUUAUUGGGGCAGCUCUCUCCUGCCAUCGGGAAGGAGGUCGAUGUCGCCCACUAUAGAGAGCGCGUCAAGUCCAUGUUUUAUCAUGCUUAUGAUAAUUAUCUGGAAAAUGCCUUCCCAUAUGAUGAACUGCAUCCUCUGACAUGUGAUGGGCAGGACACUUGGGGAAGUUUUUCUCUCACACUGAUUGAUGCUCUGGAUACUUUACUAAUUUUGGGGAAUGUCUCUGAGUUCCAGAGAGUUGUCGGUGUGCUACAGGAGGGUGUGAACUUUGAUAUUGAUGUGAAUGCUUCUGUCUUUGAAACCAACAUCAGAGUGGUCGGUGGCCUCCUCUCUGCUCACUUGUUGUCUAAGAAGGCUGGUUUUGAAGUGGAAGCAGGAUGGCCAUGCUCUGGGCCCCUUUUAAGGAUGGCAGAGGAUGCAGCUCGAAAACUUUUACCAGCCUUUCAGACCCCAACUGGAAUGCCAUAUGGGACAGUGAACUUACAACAUGGAGUAAACCCUGGAGAGACGCCAAUUACUUGUACUGCUGGUAUUGGUACAUUUAUAGUGGAAUUUGCUACAUUAAGUCAUCUGACAGGUGAUCCAGUAUUUGAGGAUGUUGCCAGAAAAGCGCUUAAGACCCUCUGGAAAAAUCGCUCUGAUAUCAGCUUGGUGGGUAAUCAUAUCGAUGUGUUAACUGCCAAAUGGGUAGCCCAAGAUGCUGGGAUUGGAGCUGGAGUAGAUUCCUAUUUUGAGUAUCUUGUUAAAGGAGCCAUCCUAUUGCAAGAUGAGGAGCUGAUGUGCAUGUUUCUAGACUACAACAAAGCUAUAAGGAACUACACAAAAUUUGAUGAUUGGUACCUCUGGGUUCAGAUGUACAAAGGAACAGUCUCAGUGCCUGUUUUUCAGUCCCUUGAGGCCUACUGGCCUGGCUUGCAGAGCCUCAUUGGAGACAUAGAUAGUGCAAUGCGAACAUUCCUCAAUUAUUACACUGUUUGGAAGCAGUUUGGUGGGCUGCCUGAGUUCUACAAUAUUCCCCAGGGCUAUACAGUGGAAAAGCGUGAAGGGUAUCCACUUAGACCUGAACUGAUAGAGAGUGCAAUGUAUCUGUAUCGUGCUACACAAGAUCCCACCCUUUUGGAGCUGGGCAGAGAUGCUGUAGAGUCAAUAGAAAAAAUCAGCAAGGUGGAAUGUGGCUUUGCAACAAUCAAAGACUUGCGAGAUCACAGACUAGAUAACCGCAUGGAGUCCUUUUUCCUGGCUGAAACAGUGAAAUAUUUGUAUCUACUGUUUGACCCUGACAACUUCAUCCAUAACAAUGGAUCAUCCUUUGAUGUCGUCCUGACACCAUAUGGAGAAUGUGUCCUUGGUGCUGGUGGAUAUAUCUUCAAUACUGAAGCUCAUCCUAUAGACCCUGCUGCCCUGCACUGUUGCAGAAAACAAAAGGAAGAGCAGUGGGAGGUAGAAGAUCUGAUGAGGGAGUUCUAUUCUCUGAAAAGAAGCAAAAAGUUCACUUUUGCAAGAACUUCCAGUGGAAGGGAAGAAGAGAAGCAUAAAGAUUCUGCAGAUAGUUCCUCUGAAGGCUGCAAGGAGCAACUGAACUCUAAACAGAAAGAGAAAAGGAGAAUCCCGCUACUGAGCUGCCCUAGUCAACCCUUUAACUCAAAAUUGGCUGUUCUAGGGCAGGUCUUUUUAGACAAUACAUGAUUCCUUUGCUCUGUAUUCAAUAAACGUGUAUUUUAUUUGCA